Messenger RNA from Clonostachys rhizophaga, 465 nucleotides. Lineage: Eukaryota; Fungi; Ascomycota; Sordariomycetes; Hypocreales; Bionectriaceae. The record is from the annotation of a GenBank genome assembly.
AUGUCUCAAGCUCAAGAGCUCAUGCUUUAUCAUACCGUUAUCCGCGACAUCUACGCGCCUAUCGGCGAAGUUUGGGGUAUCUUGGGAGGCUUCGGGGCCGAGAAGUCUUGGUAUCCAGGGUGUAUCAAGCUCAGCCUGGAGGGAUUCGGCAUUGGCAGCAUCCGCACGUUUAGCUAUGAGUACCCUGCUGGUCCACACAAAGGGGAGCGCUAUGAAUUCUCAGAAGAAUUGACUGAAGUGGACGCUGGGAACCACUCAAUGACGUUCAAAGUGAGAAGGCCCGACUACCCCGACAUGAUCGCGUUUGGGACGACUGCGCUGGAACCUAUCGGCCCCAACAAAACCCGUUUUAUCUGGAGUGCUAGAGGAAGUCCACUCCCACAGGAACAUUCAAGAGUCUUGGUUGAGGACUUGGACUUGCGCUUCUCUGGCUUAAUCGCAGCCAUCGCCAAGCAAGUAGAAUAA